GAAGUAUCAUCUGUUAGUGACUCUAUAAGGUUCCUAACAGAUGAAGUCUCAUCUGGAUCAUCUGCUCCAGGUGCUGCAAUAGCAGGUGCUGUGAUUGGCUGCAUUAUUGUCAUUAUAGUAAUCAUCAUUGUCAUCUUUGUCUUGAGAAGGCGAAGAUCAAAACAAGUAGCAUUUGGUGGUGUUUAUGUAAAUCAAGGAGUCACAUUUUCAACUUUGAACAAAGAUGAAAGUAACUAUGCUGUUGUGACUAAUGGAAAUGCUCAGGCUCCAGUGAUUUCUAGUGAGAGUUUAUUAAUUACAUCAUAUGAAGGCACUACUGCUGUUCUUCCUUGUGAUGCUUGUGGAGAACCAACACCAGUCAUCAAAUGGUUGUUUAAUGGAAAACAUGUUCCUGGAACAGAUAAACGUCUUGUUGUUCUUGGGGAUAAAUCACUGCAGAUUAGUAACGUUCAAGCAUCAGAUAGUGGCAAGUAUAAAUGUGUAGCAACAAACAUAGCAGGUAGCGAUGAGCAGCUUGUAAAGCUGAUUGUACAAGCAACAAGGGACUCAGUUAAGACCUCUAAGGAUACUUCAGACAGUCGACAGUCUCAAUCUGGAGCACAUGCCAUCAGUAUUGACAAAUUUUCAGAGUAUGUUGCAGCUAUGCAUCAGGACAACAAUGCAGGAUUUACAGCUGAGUUUAAGACUAUCACAGAUGUGUCUCACGAUUUUCCAGCCGAAGAUGCUCUUGCCAACCAGUCUCUUAAUCGUUACAAGAACAUUUUAACAUAUGAUCAGUUUCGAGUAGUGUUGCCUACUGUUUCUGGUAUGACUAACUGUGAUGGAAACUACAUUGCGGCUGCUUAUGUUGAUGGUUAUCGAAUUUCUAAGAAGUACAUUGCAUCUCAAGGACCACAGCAGCAUACUGUUGCUGACACUUGGCGUAUGAUCUGGGCAGAGAACGUUCCAACGGUUGUUAUGCUUACUCACUUGGUUGAAAAGGCUAAGAUUAAGUGCCAUCAGUAUUGGCCCCAAAAGGUUGGCGACGUAGUGAACUAUUGUGGCCUUACAGUAAACUACUUGGAAACAGAUUCCUUUGCAGAUUAUGAAAUUCGAAAAUUUAACAUGACUGUGGGCGAAACAACUAAAACAGUUACACAGUAUCACUUUACUGCCUGGCCUGAUCAUGGUGUUCCUAAAUUUGCAACACCUUUGCUGAGUUUCAUCAGGAGACUCAACCAUGAGCAUCCAAACGAUCGAGGCCCAAUGGUGGUUCAUUGCAGUGCUGGGGUUGGACGAACUGGAACAUUUAUUGUUAUUGACACGAUGAUGGAAAAACUAGAAGAUAAUGAGCCUAUCGACAUUUACAGCUGUGUUGUAUCAUUGAGGACAAGACGUCAAGAUAUGGUUCAGACUGAGGGUCAGUAUUCUUUUAUUCAUGAUGCUAUUCUGGAAGCAUCAGUUUGUGGGCAAACUGGAAUUCUUGCUCACAAUCUGCGUACUGCUAUUGCCAAGUUGUCUAAGAAAGAUGUCAAGUUAGGAAAGACCGGCUUUGAAAAGCAAUUCAAUCUUCUGCAAACUACUGGACCUCAGCUUGUGAAACAACUCUGUAAAGCUGGCAGUCAACGUGCUGUAGUGAAGAAGAACAGAUACCAAGAUAUCAUUCCCUUGGAUGUGCAGAGAGUCAUUCUUCGUUUAGAAGAGGCGGAAGAAGACAGUACAUACGUUAACACUCAGCCUGGAACAGAUUACAUAAAUGCAAGCCAUUUGGAUGGUCAUCGACGUCGUAAUGCAUUUAUUAUCACACAAGGACCAUUGGAGAAUACUGUAACAGACUUUUGGAAGAUGAUGUGGGAGCAGAAUUCUGUUUCUGUUGUUAUGUUGUCAUGUCUUGAGGAAAAUGGACAGCAAAUGUCUCAUCAGUAUUGGCCUUCAUCUGGUAGUGCACAAUAUGGUCCCUACACUGUUCAGUUGGCUAGGGAACUACCACAGGGCAGUUAUAUCAUUCGUAAAAUGAAUCUGAGCAAGGCAUCCGAGUCAAAGAUUAUAACUCAAUUCCAAUACUUGGAGUGGCCAGAGAAUGAGACUCCCAAGUCGGCAGUUCAGCUUUUUGAUAUGAUAGAUCAAUUGCUGAAAUGGCAGCAAGGAACAGAAAAUAAAUCAAUAACUGUUCAUUGCAACAAUGGAGUCGGUCGAACUGGAACAUUCUGUGGCAUCUUCUCUCUUAUUGAGCAGUUGAAAGCAGAGGGCAUAGUUGAUGUCUUCCUGAAAAUCAGAUCAAUGCGUAUACAAUCUCCAAGAAUUGUGCAGAGUGUGCACCAAUAUCAGUUUGUGUAUGAGGCACUGCUUUCCUUUGUGGACUCAUUUGAAACAUAUGCUAACUUCAAGAAAACGUUGAGCAAGGUUGAGGCGAGUCAAUAUACAGUGGAGGCAACAGAAUACACUAAUGUUACAUUGUUGUGUGUUAUUGAAAUACCGACAAACUUGUCCAAAUCGAUUGUGUUUGAGUGGGUGACAGUAGUAGAUGGAAAUAAUAGCAAAGUAACAGCUGGUAGUCAAACCACAGAGUAUUACUCUAAUGGUACAAUCAAAGGUGCACUUACUUUCUCGCCUGCACUUCAAGCAUAUUCAGGAGAAUAUAGAUGCAUCGCUGGAAAUGCGAAUGGUAGUACUACGUCAAGCAAUAUCACUUUUCGAGUGAGAUACUCUCCUCUGCUGACAUCAACUCCGAUGAUGGCGUAUUUGAAAAAGAACGAAUCACAUAGUUUGAACUGCUCUGCAAAAAGCUAUCCUCCUGCAAAGUACACGUGGAAAAAAGUUGAUGAGGACCAAACCUCUGUUAUAAUUGUCCAAGACCAACUAGACGGAAAUUUGGUCUUGCAUAUUGUGGAUUAUGAGGAUUCUGGCAAUUAUACCUGUAUCGCACACAAUAGCGUAGGUUCAGGUACUUCUAGUGUUGCACAGGUUAUUGUUCAAGGCUCUCCAGAGGAUUGCAGUAGACCAAAUGUGGAAAGUUGUAUUCCUUUUGAAGUGAAUGGAACAUUGGGUGAUUGUUUUGAUGGUAAUUCGCCCAUCAUAUUUCAUGAGGUUCGACUUCAGAGGAAGGACGUACCUCAUGUUUCGUGGUCAUUUUUUGUCAAUGGAAGUGUGCAGACGUUUAGGUAUAGAUCCACUAAAUUCACACCGUACGCGAUAUAUACAUUUGGCAUUAACGCUGUCAAUAAGUUUGGGUCUGGUCCGUUAAUGAUGGGAACCGUACGUAUUGCUGCAUCAGAUGGUACUGAUUUAGAGCCUGGUCCUCCUCAAGACAUUGAUGUGGAUGAAGCAAGCAUAGGUGAAUCGUCAGUUAUAGUUCGUUGGAAACAGCCAAGCGAACCCAAUGGUCAAAUCAGUCGGUAUAUUGUAUACUAUUCCAGAGUGACAUAUGUAGAGAUGCUAUUUGUGAAUAUGGAAGAGCAAAGCGAGAUCAUAGAUCCUCCUCGUUUGUGGCAUAAUCUUACAAAUCUUACUCCGUUUACUAAAUAUCAAAUCCAAGUAGUAGCUGUCAAUGUGAGAGGAAGAGAUGGUGGUGAUUUAGUUGGCAUGCGGAGCAAUACUACUGUUAUACAGACUAAAGAAGGAGUUCCUUCGGCCCCAAUCAUGUUGAGAGUCACACCACUUCCACCAAGCAUUAUUCAUGUUUUCUGGGAGGCACCUGUUGCAAUGAAUGGUCGUUUGCGAAACUACAGUAUAAAGUACUUUGAACUUGGGAGUUCUAGCACUGUAAAUGAGACAGUAGUUGGUCCACGUUCUACAAGUUUUAUCAUACAAGGACUUGAAGAGAACAGCAACUAUUCGAUAAUGGUGGCUGCUAUUACAGUUCGUGAAGGACCACCUGCCACUGAAAUAGUAUUUCUUGGUGUUAAGAUACCGUUUCAUCCUUUGAAUGUGCACGUAUCUAAGUCAACUUCUACGUCCAUUACUGUUAUAUGGAACUCCACAGAAUUGUCAAAGAGCAGGAUUCUAAACUACAAGGUGUACUAUAGGAAAGCAACUAGUGAAGUAGUAAGUGUUGUUAUGGUUCCUCGAAGCAAAUUGUAUGUGGAUCUCACCAAUCUUUCGCCGUAUACUAAGUACAAAAUCAGUGUUACGGCAAUCAGCAAUGCCAAGGUUGACAAUGAGAGUGAUAGGGCAUCAACAAGAGGAAGUACAAAAAUAGCAGCUCCUGUCAUGCCAACGAUAAAUGGGACGACAAUUAGUCAUUUAACAAGCACAUCUGCUGUGUACCUGCUACCUACUGUGGUUGAUACAAAUGGACCUGUUAGCUAUGUUGAAGUCAUUGUUCACAUUGCAAGUAUUGGUGAGCCCUUACCAUCACGGAGCAUUUUGCCAUUUCCCUCUGACCUGUCAGCUUUCAGCGAUGGUGUCGUGUGGUAUAUUACUGCUCAUUUCAAUUACACUGACUACAAGUCUAGACAUUUUAAAGUUGGAGACAAUACAAAGUCAGCUGAUAUGCAUCGAAACAGAGCGUACAGCAACGUUCCUCUUGAUUCUAAUUUGAAGUAUUUUGUGUAUACACUGGUUGUCGCAUACAACGAGACAAAUGAAAUUGUUUAUACAUACAGUGAUGCUGCCGUUGUGCUGCCAGAUCGUGAAAUGAGCAAUUCUAGCAGUGAUGGUCUUUCUACUGUUGCUGUAAUAGUUGUUGUGCUCGUUGUUCUAGUUGGUGUCUUUUUACUACUGUUUCUUUUCAUCAUUAUUAUACCAAGGUCAGCUAAGUUGAUGAGUGGAGAGCUAUUGGUGCUAACUAUUUUUUCUAGAGCAAGAAAGAAACUAGGCAUUAGCAACAAGAUAAGAUCCCACGUGUUGUAUACCAAUAGCAGUGCUGUAAAUAGGCGUGGUUUUUUAGCAUCUGACAUGGAGGCACCAACCAUUUCAAACGAAGGGUUCAAUUUGGUUGUAACAGCAUUUGUCGGCACAACAGCUGUGUUGCCUUGUGAUGCAGCUGGCGUGCCAGAACCAACCAUUAGUUGGUUCUUUGGUGGUAAUCAGUUACAAGGUAACAACCAGAGAGUGACGCAUUUGAGGAUGGGAGCUCUACAAAUUGAAGACGUUCAGUUAACUGAUUCUGGCUUCUAUCAGUGCAGUGCUAGUAACAUACUUGGGCAGGACAGCCAAAAUGUUGAAUUUAUUGUGAAAACCAACGAGGUUGAUGAUUCACCCAAAAGUGUAGUUCGUAAUCGUAUGAGUACUGCACUGUAUGCAGUGAGUGUUGAUGAAUUCAGUGGAUAUGUAGACGACAUGCAUGCUGAUAACAAUGCAGGCUUUAGUGCUCAGUUUGAGCAAUUGCACCAAGUUAGAAGUGAAUUUCCUCUCACUUUGGCUUUUUGCAACUCAAAGAAGAAUCGUUAUGAGACUUGUUUGACAUAUGAUCAUGCUCGAGUUGUUUUACCGUUUCUUGAGGGAAUGAAAAAUUGUGAUUCUGAUUAUAUCAAUGCUGCAUACAUAGAUGGUUAUCGUAAAUCGAAGAAAUACAUUGCUUGUCAAGGAAAGACUAUGCCUAGUAUACUUAGAAAACAUACUUAUUGUGUACUUGUUAAUGUAGGCCCUACUCGUGACACACGUGCUGACAUGUGGCAUAUGGUGUGGGCAGAAAAUUCAUCGACUAUUGUUAUGCUGACUCGCCUCGUUGAGAACAAAAGGACAAAGUGUCACCAGUAUUGGCCAAAGGCAGUGAAACAAUCAAUAGACUGCAAUGGCAUUAUUGUGACGUUAAAGACCGAGAUGUCAUUUGCUGACUGUGUUUUGAGAACCAUCCAUCUCCAGCUGGGCACUGAGUCACGUGUUGUAAAGCAUUGUCAGUUUAUGUUGUGGCCAGGUCAUGGUGUUCCAGCACAUUCAGCAUCUUUACUUUAUUUCUGGAAGAGAAUUCAGAGAGAGCACUCUGCAGACGAAGGACCCAUUGUAUUGCACUGCAGUUCUGGAGUUGGUCGCACUGGAACGUUAAUCGUGAUUGACACAAUGCUAGAUCGUGCUGAAGAUGGUGAGCUUAUUGAUAUCUAUCAUUGUGUAGCAACUUUACGAACUCGACGUCAGAAUAUGGUGCAGACCGAGGCUCAGUAUGUGUUCAUCCAUGAUGUGCUAUCGGAAGCAUUUCUCAGUGGCAGCACAGAGAUAAAGAUUACAGAAUUUCAGGAAUAUGUCAGAAGCCUCCAGUCUGCAGACAGAGAGUCUGAGGAUGGAUUUAAACAACAGUUUGAGGUGCUACAUGCUGUUACUCCUGCAGUGCAGAGACACAACUGUCAAUUUGGAAGUGACCCAGCUGUCCAUGACAAGAAUCGAUAUCAAGAUAUCAUACCAUUGGAUGAUAGAAGAGUUGUUCUUCAGUUGGAGAGCAGUACUGAAGAGGAUGAUUCAUCUGAGAAUGCACUGGUUGGAUCAGACUACAUCAAUGCCAGUUUUGUGGAUAGCUAUCUCAAACGUGAUGCUUUCAUUGUCACUCAAGGUCCUCUUGUCUCAACUGUGGCUGACUUUUGGCAAAUGAUCUGGCAGCAAGACUGUCAGACUAUUGUCAUGUUAACUAAAUUAGAAGAAGGGGGCAUGGACAUGUGUUGUCAGUACUGGCCAUCUUCAGGAAGUGCUACACAUGGCUCUAUUAUGGUAACUAUGGAAGUUGAAAUGCCAGGUGUGGAGUACAGCAUUCGACGGAUUACAAUGUCCAAGGAUUCAGAGAAAAAGACGGUGACACAGUUUCAGUUCACGAGUUGGCAGGAAGGAAAAUCUCCGUCAAGAUCAACUCAGCUAUUAGAUCUUCUUAUUCAGGUGCAGAAGAUACAAAGAAAAACAGGCAACAGGACAUUGACAGUUCACUGCAAUAAUGGUAUUGGUCGAACUGGCACUUUCUGUGCGUUAUUGUCGCUCAUCGAGUCGUUACAAGUUGAAGGUGUCAUAGAUGUGUUCAGCAGAAUUAAAGUAUUGCGAACUCAGCAUCCUGGAAUAGUUCAGACUCUGGAGCAGUAUGUCUUUUGUCACACUGUUAUCAUGGAGUACUUGGACGGGUUUGGCCAUAUGCUGCAUUGAGUUAGGUAUAAUUGUUUAUCGAUCAUCUGGAACAACAGAUGAUUGUGAGGUGUACACAGGUGGUCUGAUCAGCUACACUGUACCACUGCUGUUGUCGUCUGCAUACCGCAAUUCUGUAAAUUUCGAUUUUGUUAUCUAGCUGCCAUUCAACAUUGCAGAUUGCUAGUAUUAGUGACUGCUCAUGCUUUGAUAAAAUUUGGUUUUGUAUGAAUGCUGGCUUUUCUUUUUAACAAAGCAAAUUAGUGUAUGUAGAGACCACAAUUUUUUAAAUGUGUAAACGCCUGUUAAUUAAUUGGCAUUCCAAUGAAAGAUGCCGAUUUUCAGAAAUUGCAUAGUACACUUUGUGUUUUUGAAGCUUGUAAACUUGAUAAGUACAUACAUGUAC
This is a messenger RNA of Corticium candelabrum, 7423 nucleotides long. RefSeq names its product receptor-type tyrosine-protein phosphatase S-like. Gene Ontology annotation, biological process: protein dephosphorylation. Lineage: Eukaryota; Metazoa; Porifera; Homoscleromorpha; Homosclerophorida; Plakinidae. The record is from RefSeq and is a predicted model, not a curated record. The coding region runs from base 643 to 7038 and encodes 2131 amino acids. Gene Ontology annotation, molecular function: protein binding; protein tyrosine phosphatase activity. The transcript has 47 exons.